Messenger RNA from Lolium rigidum, 1110 nucleotides. Its product is annotated as probable xyloglucan endotransglucosylase/hydrolase protein 30. NCBI's taxonomy places the organism in Eukaryota, Viridiplantae, Streptophyta, Magnoliopsida, Poales, Poaceae. Gene Ontology annotation, molecular function: hydrolase activity, hydrolyzing O-glycosyl compounds; xyloglucan:xyloglucosyl transferase activity. Bases 1 to 993 code for a protein of 330 amino acids. Gene Ontology annotation, cellular component: apoplast; cell wall. The transcript has 2 exons. The record is from RefSeq and is a predicted model, not a curated record. Gene Ontology annotation, biological process: xyloglucan metabolic process; cell wall biogenesis.
AUGCUUCGUCUGGCGUCGAUCGUGCUGGCGGUGGCGUUCUUGGUCUUGCCGGCAGCGUCGCCGUCCGCGGCGUCAGCGGUGGACGUGACGGCGACGGUGCCCUUCCAGAAGGUGUACACGCCGCUGUUCGGGUUCGACAACAUCCUCCGCUCCUCCGACGACCGCACCGUCAGCCUCCUCCUCGACCGCUCCACCGGGUCUGGGUUCAUCUCGUCGUCCAUGUACCACCACGGCUUCUUCAGCGCCUCCAUCAAGCUCCCGUCCGACUACACCGCCGGCGUGGUGGUGGCCUUCUACACCUCCAACGGCGACGUGUUCCAGAAGACGCACGACGAGCUGGACUUCGAGUUCCUGGGCAACAUCCGGGGCAAGCCGUGGCGGAUCCAGACCAACGUGUACGGCAACGGCAGCGUGAGCCGUGGCCGGGAGGAGCGCUACGUGCUGCCCUUCGACCCCACCACCGAGUUCCACCGCUACUCCAUCCUCUGGACCCGCGACGCCGUCGCCUUCUACGUCGACGACGUCCCCAUCCGCCACGUCAGCCGCUCGCGCGCCGGCGGCGACUUCCCGUCCAAGCCCAUGUCCAUCUACGGCACCGUCUGGGACGGCUCCAACUGGGCCACCUCGGGGGGCCGCUACCGCGUCAACUACCAACACGGGCCCUUCGUCGCCUCCUUCACCGACCUCGCCCUCGCCGGCUGCCCCGUCGACCAGAUGCUGCCCGCCCAUGGCUGCGCCGAGGCGGUGGCGGCGUCGGACCCCGCCGUGAUGACGCUCGCCAAGCUGCAGGCGAUGCGGCGGUUCAGGGAGCGCAACAUGGUUUACUCCUACUGCUACGACAAGAGGCGGUACCCGGUGCCCUUCGCGGAGUGCGACAUCGUCGAGUCGGAGAGCAAGAGGUUCAAGGAUAGUGGACACCUCCGGCUUGCGCUCAGGCGCCGCCGCACGGGACGCCGGCCGGGGAGGGCCGGCGGUGCCAAGGCUGACAUGUAGCGUAGAUCAAGAAAUGAUAUUUGGGUUAGAGACGGAACUUGAUUAUCGCUUUGCUAAAUCAAAAGGUCGAUCAUCUGAGAUCUUCUUAGCUCUGAGUCGGGGGAGAAUAAGAUCAGA